Molecule: messenger RNA, 906 nt
Organism: Malus domestica (apple)
Lineage: Eukaryota; Viridiplantae; Streptophyta; Magnoliopsida; Rosales; Rosaceae
Source: RefSeq, a predicted model, not a curated record
AUGGCUAUCAAGCUUGAUAUGGCUAAGGGUUACAACCGAAUUGAAUGGGACUUCCUCAUGGGUAUGAUGGUUAGUUUGGGGUUUGCCCCUCUUUUCUGUAGCUGGAUCAAGGAAUGUAUAUCUACUGUAUCUUUUAGUGUUCUUAUAAAUGGAUCCCCAUCUGGGUACAUCAGGCCUGAACGGGGGCUUAGACAAGGAGAUCCUCUCUCUCCCUUCCCGUUCCUUCUUUGCACUGAAGGCUUCUCUAUGUUAAUUAAGAGAAGCCUGGAACAGGGUGCCCUUCACGGGUUCAAGAUUUCUCCUACCGGAUUACCUCUAUCGCAUCUUUUCUUUGCGGACGAUUCUGUGGUGUUUGGAAAUGCUUCUGUGGAGGAAGUGAAAAGUAUCGUGGAAGUUUUAAAGAUUUACGCUCAGAGCUCUGGUCAGGAGGUUAACCUGGCCAAGAGUUCAGUCUUCUUCGGUGCCAAUACCCCGAAGUGUAUUAAGGCUAAAAUUAUGGACACCCUUGGGAUUCAAUGCAAACAAGGUUUUGGGAAAUAUUUAGGCCUGCAGGCUGAUUUUGGGCACUCUAAAAAAAUGGUUUUUGCUGAGAUUCGGGAUAAGAUUGAAGCCCGCAUGUCAGGUUGGGUUGAGCAGUUCCUGUCUCAGGCUGGAAAAGAGGUUCUUGUGAAAGCAGUGGCUAUGGCCUUGCCUAACUUCGCCAUGAGUUGCUUUAAGCUCCCCAUUGGUGUGUGUCGAGAUAUUGAAAGAGCCAUUCAGAAUUACUGGUGGCGAGGCAGUGAUCAACGUAAGGGAAUCCACUGGAUCUCCUGGGAUUGGCUUAUGAAGCAAAAAAAGGCUGGAGGAUUGGGAUUUAAGGACAUCCAAUGCUUCAACCUUGCCUUCCUUGCUAAGAUUGGUUGGUGA